UCGCCUUUUGCGCCUACUACUACAGUCACUUUGCUAUGUACUUUUUCGUCGAGUCUGUGGCAAUCAAAACUUUUCCAUCGAGAUUCCUUCGACCAUAACUUUUGCGACGACUUUCUGGCAAAAUUUUCUGAUAGUUGUCCUGGCAAUACUAUUAUGUGGUUAUUUAAUUUUCUAUGUUAAACAAAAUAAGUGAAGUCAAGUUGAUUCCCCGCAUUUCAGUUUGAGGGUGCUUGUUAGAAUUGAAGUGUUAGUGUUAGAAUGUCAGAUUAUUUUAGGUUGCAUAUCGUCCCACAUAGGACAGUGUUUGACACCUAUAUAUAUAGGUGUCUUGUUUUCGUCAAGUUAUGAUCUUAUUUUUUUCACAACUUACAGCUCAGAAAGGUGUUACUAAAUGUUUCAUGCUAUGUCACUGGCCCACACGCAAUUCCAUCUGCGCUUCUGAUUCUGCCACUGCUUAUAUGCAUAUAUCCGCUGAAACACUGAGUGAGAUGUAUCAGGAGAAAAUUAGAAAUAGAAUUGUCCAUGAUUUGAAGUAUAUGCGAGUGCGAGAUUCUUACAUUUCUUUAUCUCCUUUUUAGUUAUGUGAUAGUAUCACUUAUCAAAGAAAAGGUAUGUGAUGGUAUCGUGCUCUUGAUGUCGGUCAUUAAAAAAAUGGAUACCUUGGGGAGCUUUCUUUGUUCAGUAAUGCAGUGUACUUGGAUAGUACUAAAUAACACUUUCUAAACAUCUAAGGGAUUGACAGGUUUUCUCAUUUACGUGGUGACUACUUACCUAUUCAGAAGAAUAUUGCCCAUGUUACCUACGUGAAUGGAAAACACUGAUUUUUCUGAUGCUACAAAACACUCAAUUUAGAGGACAAAAUGAUCUCCUCAUUCGUGCCAUAUUGGCACUUCUACAUUCUGUUCCACGUGGCAAGAUGAUAGUUCUUGAUCUCUUUGCUGAUGUCAAACCAAUAUGGAAAUCAUCCUCUCAAUUCUAUGGCACUCCUUAUAUCUGGUGUAUGCUGCACAACUUUGGAGGCAACAUCGAAAUGUAUGGUGUGUUAGAUGCAGUGGCUUCUGGUCCUAUCGAUGCCCGCACUAGUGAGAACUCAACAAUGGUAAAAUUUCUAUCAUUUCAUAAAACCUAUUUUUUAUUCUUCUUUUUUCUUUCUGAAGUUAUUAUUCGGAAGUUUAAACUAUUUAUGAUUCUAAAUCCCUCUUACACUAUUAUGAUGUAAUUGAGUUUUUUUAAU
Molecule: messenger RNA, 1234 nt
Organism: Nicotiana tabacum (common tobacco)
Lineage: Eukaryota; Viridiplantae; Streptophyta; Magnoliopsida; Solanales; Solanaceae
Source: RefSeq, a predicted model, not a curated record